UUCAGACAUCGCGAUCAUUAACGAAGAAUCGUUCGUUUGAAUUGCACGUUGGGUCUCAAGUCUCAACACCGGUGACCAGAGUCUCACUCUCAACCAAAAAAUAAUACUUUAAUGUUAGAAUUUUAACAUUUGUGACUUUGUGUUACUGACUGGAUCUGAAACUCUGAUCUAUUAUGGCUACCAACAAGCUAAUCGCUGGAAAGGAAGUUGAUUUGAAGAUUUUAGAACUUGAGUUAAAAGCUAUUGAAGAGUUAAUCUCAAAAGUUAACAGCCAAGUUAACAGAUUACAGAUUGAACUAAUGGAUAUGCAACAUCAAAACAGCCGGAAUACUGAUUCCAAUAAUCAGACUACACGUGAUCAUCCAUAUAUUAUUAAUCAAGUUUCUUCUGAAAUUGUUAUUCCAGUUGAUUCAGAAAGUCAGCAAAUUAAUGCAACAAAUCUUAAUCUGAGCGUGAAACCUGCUUUAGAACUCAGCAAUUACUCUGACUACGAAGAAAGUUCAGAAAAUGAGGAUUCAACAUAGCAACUGCAAGAAAAUGUACUCAUGUUCUCUAAUCAACCAUUAUUAUUGAAGAAAACCAAGGAACUGUUGCUAAAUUUAAUUCCAGCAUUCACCAUUACUGCAUUUGUACUCUAAGUCUUUCAGAAGUGACCGAAAUUGCUUUUGUAGUUCCACAGACAAAGAACUCACAUUUUUUAAUAUAUCUAGCCACCUAUGUACAAAAUUAUAAAUAAAUUCUCAAUCUUGUGAGUGGAAUACAUCGUUUUGUACCUGUU
Messenger RNA from Daphnia pulex (common water flea), 778 nucleotides. RefSeq lists its product as uncharacterized. The record is from RefSeq and is a predicted model, not a curated record. Gene Ontology annotation, biological process: transcription initiation at RNA polymerase III promoter; transcription by RNA polymerase II. Bases 174 to 524 code for a protein of 116 amino acids. NCBI's taxonomy places the organism in Eukaryota, Metazoa, Arthropoda, Branchiopoda, Diplostraca, Daphniidae. Gene Ontology annotation, cellular component: nucleus. The transcript has 4 exons.